GAAGAACCCUCACGGGCGAUAGCAGAGCUUUUCUUUUGAUGGUUUCAAGCGGAAGUGACAAAUUUCUGCACUAAAGAAAUAACACUUCCUCCGAAAGUAAAACCAGCGAAGAGCGGCGUUUGAACAACUCGAAAAAAGAACUCUCCACCCAACAACUGGUCACUUUGCCUCGGUGCCUGCUUCCUGGCUCGGAUUCUGCCUCCCUGAUAGCAACCACCUGUACGGCGCAGUGAGCGCAGCGUCGGCCCGUGGUGGUGGGACCGGCUCUGUGAUGGACAGACUGAUGCUGUCUCGCAUCGACGAGGACCUGGAGUCCUCUGAGGUGGCAUCGCUCUGCUUCUUGUGUCGAGAUGUCAUCAAGAGGAAACGUCUGGAGGGGAUCAGUAAUGCAAAAGACCUUUUCCAGAGACUGGAAGAAAACGGUCUGCUGGAGAACAACUUGUUCCUUUUUGAGCUCCUCCAAACUAUCCGUCGAGCAGAUCUCCUCGACUUGCUGGAGCCAGACAGCAGCCCCCCAGAAGUAGCGGAUGCAAACCCCAUCCUGUCAGAAUACAGGGUGAUGCUGUACAAAGUGGAUCAGGACAUAACUCAGGAAAAUCUGACAAAGAUGAAGUUUAUUUUGGGCCCUCUGCUAGGCAGAAGACAGAUGGAGACAUGCAAGACGGCACUGGACGUGUUUGCUGAAAUGGAAAAGACUGGUUCAUUGUCCCCUACAAAUCUCAGGGAGUUGCAUACAGUGGUGCAGGGAUUUGAUCAUCAACUGGCAUCAACAAUACAGCGCUACAUUGACGGGGCAACCCGGCGACCUCAAACCACAGGAUCUCAUGUCAACAUUGGAUCACCGGGGAGGGUAAGCAACACCUCUCAGCCACCAGUUGAUGUGUCGAUAUAUGAGACUCAGUCCCGCUAUCGAGGAAUGAGUGUUUGCUCUGAUUCAGAACCAAAUAUAAACCCAUCUCCUCUAUCCGAUCAUACCGAGUACUACUCUUUGAUUCAUAAACCACGUGGUUUGUGUGUGGUCAUUAAUAAUGAGGACUUCCUUGGACGGGAGCUGAGAAACCGAAAAGGAACCCAGGAGGAUGAGAAUGCUCUGUGCUCAUUGUUCUCCCGCCUUGGAUUUACCAUGUUGGUAUACAACAACUUGACUGCAGAAGCCAUGCAACAGGAACUACAGAAGCUCGGCUCACGGAAUUUUGGGAAUGAUGAUGCAUUGGUGGUGUGCGUGCUUUCCCAUGGGGAGAUGGAAUGUGUCUUUGGGUCCGAUGAGCAGCGGGUGUGCAUAACAGACCUGACCCAGCCCUUCACCAGCAGGGGGGCACCCAGCUUGGCAGGGAAGCCCAAACUCUUCUUCAUCCAAGCGUGUCAGGGAAGCGGAUACCAGGGAGGAUCCUUGCCGCACCCCCCCUCACCGGCACAGGAGGAGGGGGUCAGACAGAGCCGCCUGGAGGAAGACGCUGGUCCUAUAAAAGGCGAGACCGUUCCGUGGGAGGCCGACUUCCUGCUGGGGAUGGCCACCGUGCCACAGUGCAAGUCGUUUCGAAACACUUCCACGGGCUCCAUCUACAUUCAGCAGCUGUGCACUCAGCUGGAGAGGUCAGCAGAAAGUUUGGCGAAUGAUGAUAUUCUCACUGUGCUGACACGUGUGAACAGGGAGGUCAGCAAAGGAAUAUAUAAAAACCACAAACAAAUGCCGCAGCCCAAAUACACUCUCACCAAGAAGCUGGUUCUCAAGUUUGUAUGAGCUGACCGCAGCCGAAUGCAGAGCGGAGAAUGUGCCAGUUUCACAUUGAUGCAAAUGGUUUACUGGGUGUCUGAAUAUGGUCUUGUGUUUGUUUGUUUUUCUCACUGUACAGAACAGCUGAUUUGAUCAGUUUUGGAUGUCAGCGUCUGUUUAGUUAUCUUGAAUCAGGUUUCUCUUAAUAAAAAAGCAUGGUGGCAAAAUAAAUAUUGCAAAAGCCACUCAGAGAAAAUGCCCAUUUUUAAAUGUAUGUGAUUAUUAUGAUUCAGAACAUUAUUAUUGUGGUAUUGCAUUGUCAUUUAAUCUGCACAAAUGAUAAACAUUAUUAUUAUUGAUAUUAGUGGUUUUAUAAAGUAAUGGAAAUGCAGGACCCAAAGACCCAGUGACUGGUAAAAGUCCUCUCUUUCCAUACAUACAUCCAUUAGCCAUAUCAUACUAUCUUUAUUGCAAAAGGAACAAUGUGUGAAUGUGAAGAUGAAUGCAGGAGAAUGAAAACUACAUUUGUACUCUAAAAGAAAUAAAUAUAUUUAACUG
Messenger RNA from Pungitius pungitius (ninespine stickleback), 2272 nucleotides. RefSeq names its product caspase-8. NCBI's taxonomy places the organism in Eukaryota, Metazoa, Chordata, Actinopteri, Perciformes, Gasterosteidae. The record is from RefSeq and is a predicted model, not a curated record. The transcript is spliced from 12 exons. Gene Ontology annotation, molecular function: protein binding; cysteine-type endopeptidase activity. The coding region runs from base 272 to 1741 and encodes 489 amino acids. Gene Ontology annotation, biological process: regulation of apoptotic process; proteolysis.